CUGCUCAGAGCGGUCCACGGUGAGAGCGCCAGCAGUUGCACUCCUUUGCCGACACCUGAAACACGGUCCGCGUGUGUUGUUCUCGCGUGCUUGCGUGUGAGACUCGCGAUACAGCGCCACCGGCAUUAUGCAAUGCGCGCGAUGACCGAACGCAAUGGGGAAGAGAAGCCACGCGUUGCUCGCAAUAUGAAAACCAGCACGGUGCUUUCGGUUUCAGUCGAGCUCCAGCAUCAGCCCCGUACGGACGGCUGCAGAUCGCGAUCGUGUUGUGAUUUUUCGAAGUUUAUACUAUCGCCGUCCAAGUGAAAAAGGUUUAACUGCUUGAAAGGAAGUAGUAUACGAGAAAUCAAAGUCUGGUGCAACAGAUCGGUCGCGUGAAAUCGGUCCCGUCCUGGUCGGGACGUUCCUUAACGGUUAAGGAAGAAGUGGAAAGUUCUUAAAACCAAAAAAAAAACGAGAGAAAAUCAGCAAGACGAAUUAGACGAACGAUGUACGCCUUCCGUGUGCUGAUCCUGUCCCUCGUUUCCAUCGGUGUACAUUCCAGCUAUGCUCUUCCACCAGCAACGUUCGGUGAAGCCUUGGCCAGUGCUGGCCAAUUAUCAAACAAACUGAAGGAAACGGCAGCAUGGAAAACAUUCACCGGUAUCGCACGUGACUCCGACUCGAUCAACUCGCUCGUACGGAUCAUACCGCGCACGACGAUGGGGUUCGUGCGUGAUGUGGUGAGUUCGUUCAAGCGCGAGUCCCGUGCCAUCAUACUCACCAAAAACGGUGCACUGGAGGGCCGGCUGCAGCAGGUGAAGGGUGGUGGUUCCGGUUCGUUUUACGCGUUCAAAGGCAUCCGGUACGGGCAACCGCCGAUCGGUGAGCGCCGGUUCCGGGCUCCACUGCCGGAGGAACCGUGGAAAGGGAUACGCAGUGCAACACGCGAAGGUUCCGUCUGUCCGCAUCGCAACAUGAUACUGGACAACUUUAAGGGUAAUGAGGAUUGUCUGUUUCUGAACGUUUAUUCGCCGGAGCUCCCGAUCGGUGAGGAUAAUCCACAGCUGCCGGUAAUGGUGUGGAUCCAUGGUGGCGCAUUUUCGUUCGGUUCGGGCAAUGCGUUCCUGUACGGACCGGACUAUCUCGUACCGAACGGAGUGGUGCUGGUGACGUUCAACUAUCGUCUCGGACCGCUCGGAUUCCUGAGCGUGGGUCGGGAUGCACCGGGCAAUGCGGGCAUUAAGGAUCAGGUGCUGGCGCUUCGUUGGGUGCAGGAAAACAUAGCCGCCUUCGGUGGCAAUCCUGAGGAUGUGACCAUCUUCGGACAGUCGGCCGGUUCCGUAUCGGUACAGCUGCUCACACUGUCCCCACUAUCGAAGGGACUCUUUCACAAAGCGAUCGCCCAUAGCGGUUCGGUGCUGAACCCGUGGGCCAUCGCGCGUGAUACCAAAGAUCGUGCAUUUAAGCUUGCCCAACAGCUGGGUAUUCGGACGAACGAUACCGGCGAGCUGUUGGAGCAGUUGCGCCGUACCAGUCCGCAGAAGAUUGUCGAUGCCGCGCUUAAAACGCUCACCGCGGAAGAUGUGCGUCGAAGCAUUGGGUUACCGUUCGUGCCAUCGCUGGAAGACUGGACCGGUGAGGAUGCCUCGGACGAGGAACCGCUUAUCGUGGAGGAACCGCUGGCACUGCUGAAGAGUGGCCGGUACCAUCACGUGCCGGUGAUCGUCGGGUUUAAUUCGCACGAAGCGAUGCUGUUUAUGCGACGAUUGCGCAAGGAUCCAAAUUUGCUGCAAACGCUCGACGGAGACUUUGAGCGACUGAUACCAUUGAAUCUGCAGCUGGAUCGUGAAUCGGACGAGGGGAAGAAAUUUGCGGCACGAAUGAAGCGAUUCUACAUGGGCGAAAAGCGUGUCUCGAACGAAACUAUUCAGGAGAUGAUGAAUCUCAUGUCGGAUGUAAUGUUCCUGCACGGUAUUACCGAUUAUGCCCGAUUGCAUGCGUCCCAUAAUGGGCUCAACUCAACGUGGAUCUAUCGGUUCGCGUACGACGGUGCACUAGGGAUCUACAAGCGGAUAUUGGGCAUUGAUUGGCCCGGUGCCUGUCACGGUGAUGAGCUCGGAUAUCUGUUCCACUUCGGUGUGCUUAACCUGCGGCUAGAUAACACCUCACCGGAGCUGCAGGUGAUGCAUAAGAUGACCCGCAUGUGGUCCAACUUUGCCAAGUACGGAAAUCCCACACCCUUUGGAGAAGAUGAACUGGUGCUAGGCAUUAACUGGCCGUCGGUUAUACCGAACACGAUGACCGAGCUACCCUACCUGGACAUUACCGGGACGCUCGAGAGCAAAACGAACCCCGAAGCGGUACGGCUACAGUUCUGGGAUGAAGCUUUUACCAAGUACAAUGGCAAUUUGUUGUAAUACAACGUGACAGUACAACAAACCGGAGUCGUAGAUCGUAGAUCAGUUUAGUGUACUGUGUGGGUGCUCCGACUCUGGAAUGCAAUCAGUUUUUUUUCCUGAGCCGGUAUAGCUUUAGUGAAUUGUUUAAGCCAUAGGAACAGAAAUGUUUUGGUAUUAGGAUCGUUUCAUACCUAGCUGAAGGAGGGCAACUAGUAGACGUGUUUGCUACUGAAAUGAUACAUUAUGGGUACAUUUCUUUUGAGCUGUAGUUUAGUAAGUGUUGCUAUUUGCUUUUAUCUUGAAUGGAUGUAGUUGAUGUUAUGUUUUGUUUCCCAUUCUACAAAGUAAGUAAGCUAAACUAGGGUAAAAAAUAGACAAAUUUUUGGACUUUUCUAUCGAGGACUGAAUGCUUAAAAGUGAAUUAUUACAAACAAAUAAACCGAUAUAAAAACACGAAUCGAUCUUAUUGAAUAUUUCAUUAUCGACCCUUUUCCCGCUGAUC
Messenger RNA from Anopheles funestus (African malaria mosquito), 2883 nucleotides. Its product is annotated as juvenile hormone esterase. The record is from RefSeq and is a predicted model, not a curated record. Lineage: Eukaryota; Metazoa; Arthropoda; Insecta; Diptera; Culicidae. Bases 489 to 2399 code for a protein of 636 amino acids. The transcript is spliced from 6 exons. Gene Ontology annotation, molecular function: hydrolase activity.